Chrysoperla carnea is the source of this 714-nucleotide messenger RNA. RefSeq names its product neurogenic differentiation factor 4-like. Gene Ontology annotation, molecular function: protein dimerization activity. Lineage: Eukaryota; Metazoa; Arthropoda; Insecta; Neuroptera; Chrysopidae. The record is from RefSeq and is a predicted model, not a curated record. The coding region runs from base 98 to 709 and encodes 203 amino acids. The transcript has a single exon.
UGGAAAAAAUCGUAUAUCACGAACAAAAAGUCCGACGCAAAUUUUGAAAAUAAAGAAAACACGACGAUUAAAAGCGAACGAUCGUGAACGAAAUCGUAUGCAUAUGUUAAACGAGGCUUUAGAUCGUUUACGAUGUGUUUUACCCGCAUUUCCGGAGGAUACAAAGUUAACCAAAAUUGAAACACUCCGUUUCGCGUAUAAUUAUAUUUAUGCACUUAGUCAAACUUUAGAUGGAAUUGAUAAUCCAUUAUCCAAUUUUGGUGUGACAAAUUUUCAACAAACUAGCGAUAGUGUUAUUAUAAAUGUGGGCAAUGUAACAGUGGAAAUAUCGAAUUCGGGAACGAAUUCGAUAACAUCUACAACUUGUGGAUAUUUUUCACCACACCAAAAAUUAUCAACAGCGGUUGUAACGAAUGGAAGUAUAACGAAUGCAAGUUUUAUGCAAGAUUUAAUUCAACCGAGUAUGGAACAAUUGAACACGACAAUGGCUUUGGAUACAUACAGGAGCUAUGGGCCACAACCAUUAUCCGCUACAAAUGGAAUGCAAUUGCAACAAUAUACGUCAUCGUUAGCGAAUGAUAUUGAAACACAGUAUAAUUAUACUAAAAUGAAUUGGAAUAAUUAUAAAAAUUGGAAUGAAUCAAGGAAUAUGGAAUAUGGUAUGACGACGUAUAGCGGGGGUACAACGUCUCAGUUUAAUUGUUUGUAGAAAAA